UUUUCAUUUUUUUUUAAUUUUUAAAAAAAAUCAUUUUUUUCAGUUUCUUCGCACUUUUCCUGUUUAUUUCAAAAAAUCCGUAAAUUGAUUAAAUCUUGAACUUAUAAAUUUGCUAAGUCAUGAAACGCUCUGCAGAAGAGAGCGUAGCUCCUAAGAAAUUGAAAUUGACCGAAUCGAGUAUUAGUCCUUAUUUUGAAACAAAGCGGUUAUCGGACGAUUUUUUCAACGUUCCUUGUUUCGAUCUCGCAAAGAAUUUGUUGGGAACAGUUCUGGUCAGAGAAUUGGAAAAUGGUACUAUUCUGAAAGCUGUAAUAGUAGAAACAGAAAGUUAUCCAGGUAAUGAAGACAAGGCUUCCUAUUCUUUCAACGGUAGACGAACGCCAAGAAAUGAACCCAUGUAUAUGAAACCUGGAACAGCUUUUGUGUACAAGACUUAUGGAAUGUAUCAUUGUUUCAAUAUCUCCAGCGGUGGUGACGGUGCAGCUGUGCUUUUGAGAUCUGCAGAACCCACCGUUGGAAUAGAGCACAUGAAUUACAAUCGACUAACUUAUCAUCAGAAGAGAAGAAACAAAUCGGGAGGCGAAAAUCAGUUGGCUUAUGAUCAGACAAAAGUUCUGAAAUCGCAUGAACUAUGUAACGGUCCGAGUAAAUUAUGCAUCAGUCUUGAUAUAACUGCUGAAAAUUGUAAUAAAGCUGAUCUGUGCACAUCCGAUUGUAUUUGGAUAGAAAAAGGACCGAAAGUUAUAUCUGAAGAAGAUGUAGUUAGUAGCACUCGUAUUGGAAUUGAAUCUGCCGGUGCUGAAUGGGCAAAUAAAUUAUAUCGAUUUUACAUUUCCAAUAAUUCCAGCGUUAGUAUACUAGACAAGAAAAAAAAGUCCAAUACGAAAGUGACGAAACGAUCAAGAGAAAUUAGAUGAUCUGUACGCUUCCAAAUAGAUCUUCAGAUUUUUUUACUCAGAAAAUUACGGAAGCGCUCGAACAACAUCAGCUGAUCCUUUUUUCUAAUUCUAAAUUUUAUCUGAUUGUACAUAUUAUGUAAGAUGUUCUUUGUUUUAUGAUACCGAACUGUUUAAUUUUUCUUGUUGAAAUGGUUUUUUAUAACAAACAAAAUCGAGUUCGUUGAACGAAAAUACUUUGGUUCAAUGGAAAAUUCGUUUUUUAAGAGUUCCUUUCGACGAAGUCGCCAAAAAAUUGUAAGUAAUUUGUAUAAAAAUAACAAUCAAGAAUACUGUAAGGUGUUGUGUGAAAUUCAGUCUUGGGUAACACAACUGUAUGUUCAUAUUUUUUCUAUUUCUCAAAUUAAAGAUGUUCUAAAAAACGGCGAAA
Molecule: messenger RNA, 1326 nt
Organism: Planococcus citri (citrus mealybug)
Lineage: Eukaryota; Metazoa; Arthropoda; Insecta; Hemiptera; Pseudococcidae
Exons: 2
Coding region: 120-917 (265 amino acids)
Biological process (GO): base-excision repair
Molecular function (GO): alkylbase DNA N-glycosylase activity; DNA binding
Source: RefSeq, a predicted model, not a curated record